AUGACACCCAUCCAGUGCAGUAUUCGUCAACCGGCUUCUCAGGUUCGGGUUGAACGUAUAAAAGGCAAUAUCUUUGUAAUCAGCUCAAUGAACACCACCCACACCCCAGGUAGUGUAGUUCUCGGCGCCCACCACGAUAUCGACCGUGCGCGCGAGGCACAUGAGGUUAUCCUUGCCCCAUCCGGGGCAGGAGACUCUAUGUAUACUGAAUGGGAGAUCAACAUCAAUGGGGCCGACUCGGAGGGCGUUGAGCUAUACGAAGUGCGUACCCCCUCGGGCCUCGGCAACCUGUUCUGGACUUCUACAGGUGAAGGCGCUUCAGUGGAGGAAGCGAUUGGACUCUCUCGGCCGUGCUCCGAUCCGGAUAAACGUGCAUAUUACCGCACCUACUCGGCUCCGUCGAGCUCCCACUGCGCGCGGCGCAUCGGAAAGAUAUCGAUGCGACAAGUGCUCCAAAAUACCCACACCACCAGCUCCAAUGUCAGAAUUCCAGACAUCACGUUGCGUCACAUUGGCCGCCGGUUUCCUGCGAUGAUUGAAGACGGCUUGUACGAGAUUACUAGCGACACCGUUGGCGCGGGCAUUUUCAUUCGUACUGGUGCUCCAAAAGGCUCCCCGGUUGAAAUUGUCCCAGGCCCACCACCUUCUACUAUCCAAGUCAAGAAUCAGGGAAACAAUAGGUUCAGCUUCGUUCCAACAACCUCCUUCCCUGUCCCUGAUCGACCAGCCAUCGGUGCUCCUCCAAAUGCAGAACCACCGAUGGUUCUCCUGGUCGGUGUAGGGAGCAACGAAUAUGUCGAGUGGGAAAUUGAAUCCGAUGAUAACGGACUACACAAGAUCUGUAUGCCUGGGGGUUCGAACAAGUACUGGACAGCGACAGGACUUAAUAAUCCGAUCGUACUAUCAGAACUCUCUGAAGACUUGCAACAGACAUGGAUACUCAAAAAGUUGUAG
This is a messenger RNA of Rhizoctonia solani, 954 nucleotides long. RefSeq lists its product as uncharacterized. NCBI's taxonomy places the organism in Eukaryota, Fungi, Basidiomycota, Agaricomycetes, Cantharellales, Ceratobasidiaceae. The record is from RefSeq and is a predicted model, not a curated record. The transcript has 8 exons. Bases 1 to 954 code for a protein of 317 amino acids.